AUCUCAACUCACAGGCUUCACUUUCCCGUUUCUCUCCCCCAUCCCGGAGAGGGAGGGGGGAGGGUGAGCGACCGGCUGUGUGGUGUUUGGCUGCCAGCCGGGCUAAACCACAACACUUCUUCACCAUGAAAGAGGGGAGAGGGACAAAACCCCCGUGAGCGGCUCCCCGCCAUAACCGCGGACACGGGACGCGAACCCGCGUCUCACCGAGGUCGCCUUUUACCCUCCCGCCUCACCAUGAGGGACGGGGAGAGCUCUCGCGAGAAAUCGCCGUGAAGUCUCGCGAGAGGCGCUGCGGGCGGCUCUGUGGCGCCUCUCGCAGGCGCUUCCCCCCCUCAACAGCCGCCAUGGCGGCGCCCGCCUCGCCCGGCCGCCGCAGCCGCUUCGAGCAGGAGCAGGAGCGCGCCGUCCGCGCCCUGGUGCGCAGCGUCACCGGGCUGCCCGAGGGCAGGGAGCAGCGGCAGCAGGAGGAGCAGGAGCCGGGCGGCGGCCGGUUCCAGACGGCGCUGGAUUUCGCCUGGUCCAACUUCAGAUUUCACCGUUUUCUGGAUGUGAACAGUCAUAAAGUAGAGAGGACAAUAGAAGGAAUACAUGAAAAAUUGAUAGUUCAUUCUGACCUUGGAAAAGCUGCAAGCUGGAAAAGACUAACAGAAAAGUUUCUGAACUCACCGCUCCCAAAUAUUGAAGAAACAAAAACAGAUACACACUAUUCCAUACUGUCUCUUCUGUUGUGUUUGUCUGAUUCUCCAUCCAACACCACCUAUGUGGAAAAACCAAGACAAAAAGAGACAGAUUCCUUUUUGAAUGAUCUCUGCACAUUCCCUCGGCGGUGUUUUGAAUGCACUUUCAGCCCAUUCCAGGAAUGUGAAUAUGAAGAGGUUAUCUCAAACAGCACUAAUUACAAAAAGGAAGAAGAAUUUGAUUGGGGAAAGUAUUUGUUGGAAGGAGAAGAAAUUUACCUUGGCCCAGGUGUGGAUUCACCGGAUUGGUCUGGAGAAAGUGAAGAGGAGGAAGGUACUCAGCCUUUGAGUAGGGAGGACUCGGGUAUUCAAGUGGAUAGAACACCAUUAGAAGACCAAGAUCCAAACAAGAAAACAGUACCUAAUGUUUCCUGGAAAGUCGGUGAACCUGAUGCCCGCAGCUGGCUGGAGCAGCAUGUAGUUCCUCAGUACUGGACAGGAAGAGCUCCUCGCUUUUCACAUAGUUUGCACUUGCAUUCCAACCUAGCUGCGGUCUGGGACCACCACUUGUACGCCAGUGAUCCUUUGUAUGUGCCAGAAGAGAGAACACUAGUCACUGAAACUCAGGUUAUACGGGAAACUCUUUGGCUACUUUCAGGAGUGAAAAAGCUUUUCAUAUUUCAGCUGAAUGAUGGCAAAGUGGCUGUGCGCAACGAUAUUAUUGUAACUCAUUUAACCCAUAAUUGUCUAAGAUCUGUAUUGGAGCAGAUAGCAGCAUAUGGUCAAGUCGUGUUUAGACUACAGAAGUUUAUUGAUGAAGUGAUGGGACACAGCCCGGAAAACACAAUGCAUGGAACUGUUUCCACUCCAAAGAAAACUACUGAAGCCCCAUUCAGAACCUACCAAGCUUUUAUGUGGGCCUUAUAUAAAUAUUUCAUUAGCUUUAAAGAAGAACUUACGGAAAUUGAAAAAUGCAUCAUCAACAAAGACAAAACAGUCACACUUUCAAUAGUAAUAGAUAAGCUGUCUCCCCGGCUGGCACAGCUAAAGGUACUUCACAAAGUUUUUAGCACAGGAGUAGCAGAAGUUCCACCCGACACCAGAAAUGUUGUACGAGCAUCUCAUCUGCUUAAUACUCUCUACAAAGCUAUUCUGGAAUAUGACAGUGUUGGAGAAGCAUCAGAGCAAACGGUGUCCCUUCUGUUCUCUCUCUGGGUUGAGACUGUGAGGCCCUACUUACAGACAGUGGAUGAAUGGAUAGUCCAUGGUAAUUUGUUUGAUCCUGCAAAGGAAUUUAUCAUUCAGAGAAACAAAAAUGUUCCAGUUAAUCACAGGGAUUUUUGGUAUGCUACUUACACAUUAUAUAGUGUGUCAGAAAAGACAGAGAAUGAAGAGAAGAUGAGCGAUAAUGCCAGUGCCAGUUCUGGCAGUGAUCAAGCCCCUUCAAGCAGGCAACACACUAUGGUAUCCUUUCUGAAACCUGUGCUAAAGCAAAUCAUCAUGGCUGGAAAAUCCAUGCAGCUGUUGAAGAAUCUUCAGUGCAAAGAUGGCUCUCCGCAGCAGGCUGCAUCAAGGGAUGCUGAAAGAAAGAGUUUGUAUACACUGUUCUUGGAGUCAGUGCAGUCUCGCCUGCGGCAUGGGGAAGAGUCUGUUCCAGAUAUUAUUACAGAACAGCAGGCCACAAAGCAGAGCCUGAUAAAGAUGCAAUCUAUAGCAGAAAGACACUUGGAACUGGAUGAUGUCCAUGACCCACUGCUGGCUAUUAAUUUUGCUAGAUUAUAUUUGGAACAGAGCGACUUCCACGAGAAGUUUACUGGUGGGGAUGUUUGUGUGGAUAGAUCCUCAGAAUCGGUCACCUGCCAGACUUUUGAAUUGACUCUGAGGUCUUGCCUUUAUCCUCACAUAGACAAGCAGUACUUGGAAUGCUGUGGUAAUCUGAUGCAAACUUUAAAGAAGGAUUAUAGGCUUGUAGAAUAUUUGCAAGCAAUGAGAAACUUUUUCUUGCUUGAAGCUGGAGAUACUAUGUACGAUUUCUAUACAUCCAUUUUUGACAAAAUACGAGAAAAGGAAACUUGGCAGAAUGUUGCUUUCUUAAAUGUUCAACUUCAAGAAGCAGUAGGGCAACGUUAUCCAGAGGACAGUUCAAGGUUGUCUAUAUCAUUUGAAAGUGUUGAUACAGCUAAGAAGAAACUUCCUGUCCACACCUUAGAUGGCUUGACAUUAAGUUAUAAGGUUCCUUGGCCUGUGGAUAUAGUUAUAAGCUUAGAGUGCCAAAAAAUUUACAAUCAAGUAUUUCUGCUCUUACUGCAAAUAAAGUGGGCCAAGUAUAGCCUAGAUGUUUUACGAUUUGAUGAACUAGUCAGUGCUGCAGAAAACUCACAGGUUAAGGAAGGAACUUCAUUAGAACACGGAACACUUCCUCUAUUUGGACUGCAAACAGAAAGUAUAAAACAACAAAUACAUCGCAUGUUCCUCUUACGAGUGAAACUUAUGCAUUUUGUUAACAGCCUGCACAACUACAUCAUGACAAGGAUUCUUCACAGUACGGGCUUGGAGUUUCAGCACCAGGUAGAAGAAGCCAAAGAUUUAGAUCAGUUGAUAAAGAUUCAUUACAGAUAUCUGUCUACAAUCCAUGAUCGCUGCCUGCUGAGGGAAAAGGUGAGCUUUGUGAAAGAAGCUAUAAUGAAAGUGUUAAAUUUGGUACUGAUGUUUGCAGACCGUUGGCAAGCUGGUUUGGGGGCUUGGAAAAUGGAAUCCAUAGAGAAGAUGGAAUCUGAUUUUAAAAACUGUCACAUGUUUCUUGUAACUGUCCUCAACAAAGCUGUCUGUCGAGGCUCGUUUCCUCACUGUAAGUACAUGAGGCUUUUCGUAAACCUGCACUUCUUGGGACACAAGCUUUAAUUAUGAAUAUAUUUAUAUUUUAAUCUGUCCAUACAUCUUAAAAUAUGUAGUUUGUGAAAGGUAUCCAGAGAGGCACGAAGUCUUACUUUUUAAUAAGUUCAAUCGUUAUUCUUGUAGUAUGUGUACCGUAGUUUAUUUUUUAUGACAGUUAUCUUCAGUUUACCGCUUUGCUUGAGGAAAAGGUGACUGAUGUAGCCAAGAAAUUAACAGGCAGUCUUCUAAACGAAUAAAUGAAACCAAGACCUGGAGAGCAUAUAAAAGCAUUCUUUCUGAUGUGGUUGGGUGACAGCUGUGAUACAUCUUGAACAAAUAAAAUUUUAGUAUUAUGAUGACUUAGUUGCAGCUGCUCAGAGCUCUUGGCUCUGCCCAUCCAUGUAGGAGGUUGCUUCAUCAGUAGUAGAAACAGCAGCGCAGUGGCUGUGCUUCUACUCGCAUCCCAAUAUUGGCUUAAAUUGCUAAUCAAUGCCAGUUUGAAUUAGGGGGGCAACUUCUGAAUGGGGUUGGCUGGGAUGCACAUGGAUAUUCACCUUGCUUCUCCUUUAUGAGCAGUACUCUCCAAAAGGAAGCAGGAUGGGCUUCUAAAAGAGGUUUGUCUUAUAUUGCUGCUAUUUAGUCUACAAGAGCUUGUCUGCAAGAACAGUUUGUGAGAAUGGCUUACUGCACGUAACUCCCACCAACUUUUAUUCAUUUUUUUAUAUACAGACAUCAGUAUUUCUUCAGUUAGCUCAUUUCUUGACAGCUCUUAUCAGUUUUCCAUUAGUUAUUUCAGGUGGUAACGAAAAUAGCAAUAUGUUGCCUGAAAUGUCAGAUUCGUAAAGUUUAAAAUGUCUUGCCAUGUUAAAUCCGGAAGUGUUAAAAUAUUAAAAAUAAGCUGGUAUCUUCCUUUUUAAACUACAACAUUGAAUAUUACAGUGAAUGUUUGCAGACUGGUGAAAAUGCAAAUACUAACUUUUUUAUGGUUUGGUUCACAGUGGAAUCGUUAGCUUUGUCACUGAUGGCUGGCAUGGAACAAAGUUAACACUUGAAUCUGAACUACUAAGCAACUGAAAGUAGUGUUUACAUUGAAUUUCCAUUGUUAACUGUGAGCAUUUUACACCCCAUUUUGAAAUGUGUCUAGCUAAAUGAUACUGAUGGAGUUGUGUAAAGUAUGUUAAAAUGUAAAUAAUGUACAGGUAUUUAAGUGUGUUGGUUGUGGCUGUACUUUUCUCUGUAUGUAUGUGCUUUAACAUCAGAAAACGUGCAGUGUAAAACACAUCCUUUGUAAACAAUCUCACUUGAGAAUAUGUAAACUAUUUCAUGCUGUAUAAAGGAUUUUUUUUUUAUUAUAAAUAACUGUUGAUUUACUGUUUCCAUUAAUUUUGCAGCUCUGAAUAGGUCACAUGGCAAUGUGGAGUGGUAUGACUCAAUUCUUAUUAUUCAAAAGUUUGGUUGAGUUCAUUUUAGCUUCUUUUUUACUUUGAGAAAAGGAAUCAUAUUUGCCUAAUGGUUCUUAAGAACUCUUAAGGAACAGUUAAGACUUACAAUAAACUGGUAUAACAAAAUACAACAUCAAUUUAAUUAAAGUAUAUUAUUGCAGACCAUAAAAUAGCAGUAUUUUUUAAUUUAAAUGAACGAGGUUUACUAAUUUUAGCGGUAAACUCUUGUCAGUUUAAGCAUAGUCAAGAUCACGGUGUGUAAUAUAUUUAUUUUAACUACUGGAUUGAUGAGGUGUUUCAGAGGUGGUCAGAUAUGACUUGACCCUUCUUCUUCAAAGCCUCUUGCAAACGAACAUCUAAUAACUGACUUCUUGUGAAGAGGUAGAUCAUAAUAUAGAAGGGUACAUUUUUAGAUAAGUAAAUGUGGGGCUUGUUCUGCACAUGAUGACUUGACCUGUCUUCUCCCCAUGGAAUUUUCUCCGUAAUUCUGGCAUCGAUGCACCUGCAUUUUAAAAGAGAAUAUCGAUCACAGCCAUUUACCUUUUUAUUUAUUUGAAUAAAUAAAAGAUUUAAUAAUUGGAA
Cygnus atratus (black swan) is the source of this 5578-nucleotide messenger RNA. RefSeq names its product tubulin gamma complex associated protein 5 (gene TUBGCP5). Gene Ontology annotation, biological process: spindle assembly; meiotic cell cycle; cytoplasmic microtubule organization. The record is from RefSeq and is a predicted model, not a curated record. Gene Ontology annotation, cellular component: spindle pole; equatorial microtubule organizing center; centrosome. Gene Ontology annotation, molecular function: microtubule minus-end binding; gamma-tubulin binding. The coding region runs from base 348 to 3581 and encodes 1077 amino acids. Lineage: Eukaryota; Metazoa; Chordata; Aves; Anseriformes; Anatidae. The transcript has 23 exons.